Messenger RNA from Ochotona princeps (American pika), 1296 nucleotides. Its product is annotated as tripartite motif-containing protein 64-like. Gene Ontology annotation, molecular function: protein binding. The transcript has 4 exons. The record is from RefSeq and is a predicted model, not a curated record. The coding region runs from base 46 to 1296 and encodes 416 amino acids. NCBI's taxonomy places the organism in Eukaryota, Metazoa, Chordata, Mammalia, Lagomorpha, Ochotonidae.
GAAUUACCACCAUUCUCUCUAAUUUUACAGUGUCUGCAGAGAAGCAUGGAUCCAUUCAUGCUACAAGAGUUCCAGAGCAAUGUCACAUGCAGCAUUUGCUGUCAGUAUUUCCUGGAUCCUGUCACAAUGGAGUGUGGCCACAGCUUUUGCCGACCCUGCAUCUACCUGAGCUGGGAAGAAGGCUCAUCGCCACACUGCUGCCCAGAGUGCAGACAGAAGUCAGAGAAGACAAACUUUAAAACCAACAUAAGGCUUCAGAAACUGGCCACUGCUGUCAGGAUGGACAGAAUGAGUCAGGUACCCAGCUCACAUGGGCAGGUCUGUGGUGCACACAGCGACGCCGCAGGAGUACUGGGUGACUUGGACAAGAACCUGUGCUGUGAGUCUUCAAAAGCCAACAGACAUGGCCACAGCCACAGCCAGCUGCAGUUUGCUGCUGAGGAAUCCAGGGAGUAUGUGUCCCUAAGGGAGGAGAUGAUCAAGGCACAGUAUCAGAAGAUGCAUAUGCUUCUUCAUGAGGAAGAAGAGCUGCACCUGCAGAGACUGCACAGCGAAGCACGGGAGCUUUUGCAGCAGCUCCAGGACAGUAAAUCGAGAAUGACCCAACACAUAGAUUGUGUGAAAGAAAAAUACAAAGAGCUGGUUGAGAUGUGCCACAAGCCUGACAUGGAGUUACUGCAGGUGAGCAGGGAAGGGCCACGAUCAGAGACAUCAGAGCUCAUCCGGAGAUACAGGCCCCAGCCAGUGGACCCUGUACUGACUUCUUGGAGCAUCAGUGGACUUCGACAGAUGCUGAAUAAUUUCAGAGUGUCUAAUGGUUUGAAAAAGAAAGUGGCGAGUCACUACAUAAUCCUUUCUGAGGAUCUCAGAUAUCAAAUAUUUGGAGAACACCAUGAUGCUCCCAGUCAAGGCCCGAGAGCACAGAGUUUUGUUGCGUGGGGUGCACCGACCUUCCGCUCUGGCAAACAUUACUUCGAGGUGGAUGUAUCACACUCCUCCAACUGGAUUCUUGGACUCUGUUGUGAUUCCAGCAUAGAUGACCCCAAUAUCAUUAUUAAUAGCGAUUGUACCUUUUUCGUUUAUUCUCUGAAAUGUGAUGGUCAGAUCCUCUCCACCAAUUCUCCAUUUUUACAUCACUAUGUGGAGAGGCCUGUGGGUCUGGUUGGGGUGUUUCUUGAUUGUGAAUAUGGAAUGGUGAGCUUCUAUGAUGUUUCUAACAGUUCCCUCAUACAUUGUUUCCCUCCAAACUCAUUCUCCUACCCUCUGAAGCCCUUUCUUUGCAUGGAUACUCAAUGA